Cornus florida is the source of this 1788-nucleotide messenger RNA. RefSeq names its product serine carboxypeptidase II-2. Gene Ontology annotation, cellular component: vacuole. Gene Ontology annotation, biological process: proteolysis. Gene Ontology annotation, molecular function: serine-type carboxypeptidase activity. The transcript has 10 exons. Lineage: Eukaryota; Viridiplantae; Streptophyta; Magnoliopsida; Cornales; Cornaceae. The record is from RefSeq and is a predicted model, not a curated record. Bases 72 to 1493 code for a protein of 473 amino acids.
AUCUACCACCAGAAACCAAUCUAUCCUCAUAAGUUCAACUCUCUUCGCCAUCCUCACAAAACCCUAAGAAAAUGUCGAAUCCGAAAUGGGGUAUUGUGCUUUAUAUGUAUAUUUUCAUCAUCAAGCUCUACAUUGGCAGUUGCAGCACUAGUUUUUCUUCAGACCCAAUUGCCCAGCAACAAUUGGACCGAGUUUUACACCUUCCGGGUCAAGACUUCAAUGUCAGCUUUGCACACUACUCUGGCUAUGUAACAGUUAAUGAGGAAUCUGGGAGGGCACUGUUUUACUGGUUCACCGACGCCGCUGAUGACCCAUCUUCCAAACCUCUAGUUCUCUGGCUCAAUGGAGGGCCUGGAUGUUCAUCAAUUGCAUAUGGGAUGGCUGAGGAAAUCGGACCUUUUCAUAUUGAGAAGGAUGGGAAGACACUUUAUUUAAACCCGAAUGCCUGGAAUGAAGUUGCUAAUUUAUUAUUCGUGGACUCUCCUGUCGGAGUUGGUUUUUCAUAUUCAAACACUUCCUCCGAUCUGCUAAGCAAUGGAGAUAAAAGGACUGCUGCGGACUCUCUAGCAUUUUUAUUGAAGUGGUUUGAGCGUUUUCCCCAGUACAAAGGAAGGGAUUUCUACAUCACUGGAGAGAGUUAUGCAGGACAUUAUGUUCCUCAGCUAAGCCAGGCAAUUGUGAGGCACAACUCAGCAGCUGGGGAAAAAACAAUCAAUUUAAAGGGUUACAUGGUGGGAAAUGCUUUAACUGAUGAUUACCACGACCACUUGGGACUUUUUGAGUUUAUGUGGUCAGCUGGUAUGAUUUCAGAUCAAACGUACAAGAAGUUGAAUAUUUUCUGUGACUUCCAGCCAUUUAUUCGCUCCUCAGAGCAGUGUGAUAAGGUUCUGGAUAUAGCUGACGAAGAAAUUGGAAAUAUUGAUGCAUAUAGCAUCUUCACUCCUCCUUGCACUGCCAAUUUUAACUUAUCAAAUCGGCUAUGGAAAAGAUGGCGGACGGUUGGCCGCAUCAGCCAGAAGUACGAUCCAUGCACUGAGAAGCAUUCAGUUAUGUACUUCAAUCUACCUGAGGUUCAAAAUGCACUUCAUGUUUAUCCUGGAGGCGCACCAUCAAAAUGGGAUACCUGCAGCGACGUGGUAGGUCUUAAUUGGAAAGAUUCUCCUAAAUCAGUGCUGAACAUCUAUCGUGAGCUUAUACGUUCAGGGCUUCGUAUUUGGAUAUUCAGUGGCGAUACAGAUGCUGUAAUCCCAGUUACAUCGACCCGCUAUAGUAUAAAAGCUCUCAGGCUCCCGACUGUUGGUCCAUGGCGUGCUUGGUAUGAUGAUGGACAGGUGGGAGGAUGGACCCAGGAGUAUGAAGGGCUUACUUUUGUUACAGUGAGGGGUGCAGGUCAUGAAGUCCCUCUACAUAAACCCAAACUGGCUCUUUCACUCAUUAAAUCCUUCUUAGCAGGAAACUCAAUGCCAAAAUUGGAACUAGUCAGCGACGCAUAAAAUUCACACGUUUCUCCAUUGGUGCUGCUUUCCUGAAAUGGAACAAAGAAAUUUGUUUUUCCUCCAAGAAAGAAAGAUUGCAGCGGAUGUAAUGUUGAUAUAGAACCACAGAAUAAAUGUUUUUAAUCCAAGUAAUAACAAUUAUGAGCAUAUGUAAUGAUAUUUCUUGGCUUGAAUAAAAGCUCACUUUGGGGGCCAAUUGGGGUUAGGUUGCGAAGCUACCCAGUAAUUCACAGUGUCUCAACUUCACUUCUAUGUACUAGACACAGCGUUAAUAUACAGGAAAUUGUGCUUA